Messenger RNA from Saccharomycopsis crataegensis, 1113 nucleotides. RefSeq names its product bZIP transcription factor. Gene Ontology annotation, biological process: regulation of transcription by RNA polymerase II. The coding region runs from base 1 to 1113 and encodes 370 amino acids. The record is from RefSeq and is a predicted model, not a curated record. NCBI's taxonomy places the organism in Eukaryota, Fungi, Ascomycota, Saccharomycetes, Ascoideales, Saccharomycopsidaceae. The transcript has a single exon. Gene Ontology annotation, cellular component: nucleus. Gene Ontology annotation, molecular function: RNA polymerase II transcription regulatory region sequence-specific DNA binding; DNA-binding transcription activator activity, RNA polymerase II-specific.
AUGUCAUCCCCGGCAAAUAACGACAACGAUGCCAGCAACCUUUUGGAUACCAAAAAUACCAUCAGCGAAAUCUACUCGAACUCGUCGCUUCUCGAGCAACUCGUCUAUGUGGAAACAUUUAUGCCUGAACUAGACCAUCCAGCAUACACUGGCCCUGCAACCAACCACAGCAAUAUGGAAGACGAUUUGAAGUCAUUUGUUGAUAACUCAUUUAUAUUCACUGACGAAGAAAAACCAAAAUUCAAUGGCUUUGGUCAAGACGGUUACCCCGUUUCCCCUCGUGCCCUUAACAAUAAUACCACUAACGAUAUCAACAGCAAUCCUCAGACUAAUAACUUCCAUUCUUUGACAAAUAAUAGUGACAAUGAUAGCCACAGUAAUGCCUCCCUUCAAGUUCAUAUUCCUGCUGGUGCUAGAGCCUCAUUACAAAGAGCAGGCUUAACAGAUCAUCAGAUAUCCAUGUUGGCGUCUUUGAUCGCCAAAGAAAAUCCUCAUUUAGCUCAAAAUAAUGAUAAUAAUAACGAUAAUAGCCAAGCCAUAUUAUCGGCUCUAACUUCUAUUACCGGUCCUAUUACAGGUUCAACAAACCCACUUUCUAGUUCCACGAACAGUGACACUCUCAAUAACAACUCUGCAAUCUCCCCAAGGACAUUUUUAAAACCAAGCCGCAUCGAAAAACUUAGCAAUUUUCGCUCAUCUGCUCAUGGGAUUUCUAAAACCAGCGUACCAUCUAAUUCCGUAACUGCCGGCAGUUCUGUCGAUGGAAGCUUAGAUUCCAUGAGUUCUAGGAUGAGUAAUGCCGAAACUAUGCCUUUAGAUAACGAUGAUAUCAAGGAGAACUCAUUUGCCGUCACCGAACAGGAUAAGCGCCGCAGAAACACUGCCGCCAGUGCCCGAUUCCGUAUCAAAAAGAAACUUAAGGAGCAGCAGCUUGAAAGAGACUUGAGGAAUCUACAAGAGUUGGCGUCAGAUUUGGAGCUGAAAGUAAAGAACUUGAAAAUGGAAAAUCAGCUAUUAAGAACUUUAGUGGUUGAAAAGAAUAUCAGAAAAGGUGAGGAAGAGGUGGAGAUUAUGAAACGGAGGGCAAAGAAAGAUAAUAUUGAAGAAAAUUAG